Molecule: messenger RNA, 255 nt
Organism: Porites lobata
Lineage: Eukaryota; Metazoa; Cnidaria; Anthozoa; Scleractinia; Poritidae
Source: the annotation of a GenBank genome assembly
AUGGAUAGUGACGACGAAAUUUUCCUAACGCAAAAUACUUUCUCUCAGGAGCCUUUUUCCCCUGAGUUGAAUUUGGAAGAGUUAGUGGGAGACUUUAGAGAAGUAAGCGAACGAGAUAGUGUUGAAGUCGAAAAGAAAGAAAAUCCUGGGCGUAAUCUCGUUGUCGUUUGUGAUAACGAAGUCGAGAAGAGAAGAGAGUCCAGAAUACCGGCAAACACGAAAGUUAAUACUUCAUGGGCGGUACGUUGCUGGUAG